Molecule: messenger RNA, 1368 nt
Organism: Cyphellophora europaea CBS 101466
Lineage: Eukaryota; Fungi; Ascomycota; Eurotiomycetes; Chaetothyriales; Cyphellophoraceae
Product: peptidyl-prolyl cis-trans isomerase-like 4
Exons: 3
Coding region: 1-1368 (455 amino acids)
Biological process (GO): protein peptidyl-prolyl isomerization
Cellular component (GO): nucleus
Molecular function (GO): RNA binding; peptidyl-prolyl cis-trans isomerase activity
Source: RefSeq, a predicted model, not a curated record
AUGAGCGUCAUCCUCGAGACUUCUCUAGGAGAUCUCGUUGUCGAUCUUCUCGUUGAGGAUGCACCUAGGUCCUGCGAAAACUUCUUGAAACUAUGCAAAACCAAGUACUACAACUUUUCGCCAUUGCAUAGCAUACAGAAAGGCUUCUCAUUUCAAACCGGCGAUCCAAUCGGCCCGGAUUCCAAGGACAGUGAUGGAGGUAGUUCUAUCUGGGGUCUGCUGUCGGGGCCUUCCAAGAAGACCUACGUGGCCGACAUCAACUCCAAGCUGAAGCACAUCGAGCGUGGCACCGUUAGUAUGGCCACUGUGCCGUCCUCCCGGGAUGCUGAUGAGCGACUUGCUGGCAGUCAAUUCAUUGUUACAUUGGGCGACGACAUUGAUUAUCUCAACGGCAAGGCUGCGCCAUUUGGCAAAGUGGUCGAGGGUUUUGAUGUGUUGGAGAAGAUCAAUGAUGCAUUCACAGAUGCGCAGGGGCGACCACUCAAAGACAUACGACUACGCCACACAGUGAUUCUGGACGACCCAUUCGACGACCCACCAGGUCUCGUUGUGCCCGACCAAAGUCCAGCGCCAUCGAAGGCCCAACUCGCAACAGUCAUGAUUGCGGACGAUGAAGAGCUCGACCAAGAUGUGGACGAAGAAGCUAUGGAAAAACUGCGGCGUGAACGCGAGGCUCGAGCUCAGGCUCUGACUCUGGAAAUGGUUGGAGACCUUCCCUUUGCAGAGGUCAAGCCUCCAGAGAACAUAUUAUUUGUGUGCAAGCUCAACCCGGUCACUCAUGACGAGGACCUGGAGCUCAUUUUCAGUCGCUUCGGCAAGAUCCUGUCAUGCGAGGUCAUCCGCGACAAGAAGACAGGCGAUAGCCUGCAGUAUGCCUUCAUCGAGUUUGAGAACCAGAAGGACUGCGAACAAGCCUACUUCAAGAUGCAGGGCGUUCUGAUCGAUGAUCACCGCAUCCACGUCGACUUUUCACAGAGUGUGUCGAAACUAUCCAAUGUCUGGCGCGAUGCUACCAACUCGAAACGAGCACAGAGCCGCGGUGGGUUUGGUGGCAUCGACAGCCUCGAGAAACGACGACAUUACCGUGAAGGGGAUGGUGGCAGGAGGGAGCGGAAUUACCGAAUGGUCUUCGACAAGGCCGACAUGAAGCAGGGCGAGGAACAAGGUUCAGAACGCAGUCGACGACGAUCUCCCAGCCGGAGCCGGAGCCGAAGUCCAAGGCGUAACAGAUACCCAGAGGACCGGAAUCACAGGGACUCUGAUCGGGAUAGGUACAGACCUGCAGCGCAUGGGAACAGGGUUCGGGAUCGAGAUCGAGACAGAGACCGGCGGAGGGACGAUGGGGAAUACAGACGGCGGCGGGAUUGA